This is a messenger RNA of Anisakis simplex (herring worm), 921 nucleotides long. NCBI's taxonomy places the organism in Eukaryota, Metazoa, Nematoda, Chromadorea, Rhabditida, Anisakidae. The record is from the annotation of a GenBank genome assembly.
AUGAGUUCAAGAACAUCGUCAAGUCCUGCAUCGCUUCACUCCCAUCCGACAUCGACUUCAGUCUCUGUUGCUUGCUGCUUCCCGCCAGCCACUUCUGUUUCGUCGUCGUCGAAUAUCAUCACCACAUCAUCGUCGAAUACGAACAAUCCUCAUUCAAAUCAACAGCAGCAAAAAGCCGCAUCACCGGUCACACAACAACAGCAGCAGCAGCAGCAGUUUACGAUUCGAACGGCGGCACCAUUUCAACAGCAAUCUGCGAACACAUCUUAUCCAACUAUGAGCGCAAAUGACAGUAGUAGUAGUAGUAGUCCAGCAGAGGCAUUUUCGCGACUUUGUUUAGGCGGUGAGAUCAUUCAAGUGCCGACCGCAAUUGUUCAACAAGAGUGGCUGUUUCGUGCGGUUGUUACGAAGGACGCGUAUCGUUCGUUGAGUGUUGAGGCACAAACCUAUUUGAAGCGUUUUCUACCCAAAUACGAUGGUGCUACAGAGAAGGAAGAUGAGGAGAAAAUUUUGGAUUCGGUCUUCACGAAUGAUCCGAAUUUUUAUUUCGGCAAUCCGUUGGGAAAAAUUUAUUCGAAAUUGCGUUGUGGCUGGUUCAAUCCAGAGCGUCCAGGAGAUCAAGUGCAAUUGAGGGAUAAUCGACGUGUAUUAUACGAUCAUUACAUACGCUACUAUCACAUAUCGUUACUGAAGAAGUUGUUGAUAUCACGUCGUAAACUUUUGGAGCAAUUCGCAACGUUAGGUGGCAAUGAAGAGCCAACAUGCAGUGCACCAGAUAGCGCGCUGAUUCGUAAGAGAAACACGACGACACGACUGAAGGCACGAGCCGAAUACAGAACGAGACUAAUGCUGGACGAUGUGAAACGACGUGUCGACGACACAACACAAUCGUCCGAUGAGGAGUGUAAGUGCAGCAAUUAA